Molecule: messenger RNA, 766 nt
Organism: Dimorphilus gyrociliatus
Lineage: Eukaryota; Metazoa; Annelida; Polychaeta; Dinophilidae
Source: the annotation of a GenBank genome assembly
AAGGCAGAAUAACAUUCAUUUGUCAAUAUUAAAUUUUACAAACUGAAAUAUUUACAAUUUGCAAUCGAGUCUUAAUUGGCAGGAGCGUUUGUAAGUGAAAGCAUUUAAGUGGAAAGUAUCGAAUGAAAGACUCAAGACUAAGAAAUAUCCAAGCAUGAGCAACAGAAUUGGGCAACGUAGCGACCUAUCAUCGUCAAAGAAAAUAGAACCGUUGUUUUUAGAAUACUCUUUACUUGCUGAAUUCAAUCUACUGCAACGGCAAAAACUACCUGGAAUAUAUGUAAUACCUGCGGCAAAUUCACCUUCAAUCUGGUUUGGUGUAAUAUUCUUAAGACAGGGUAUGUACGAGGGAUCUUGCUUUAAAUUUACCAUUCAUAUACCCCCGAAUUAUCCGGAUUCCGAUUGCCCUAAAAUAAACUUCGAUACUCGGGUAUUUCAUCCUUGCGUGGAUCAACGAAGCGGUGAAGUGGAUGUAAAACGAGCAUUUCGGCAUUGGAGAAAGAAUAGAAACCACAUAGGAGAAGUAUUAAUGUACGUAAGGAGCAUCUUUUAUCAAAUUGAUUCAACUAAUCCCAAGAAUGAAGAGGCAGCGGAAUUGUAUGAUAAGAAUAUUGAAGAAUUUAAGAAAAGAGUUACGGAGUGUGUCCAACAGUCUCGUUCCUGUAUUUAUGAUCCACCUAGCAGUGAAGAUCCUCACGCUAUUCGUUUUAGUGAAUGGGAUAACGAGAAACACGCGGAAGCAAGAAAAAAACUUUUCAAUCAUUAG